This is a messenger RNA of Podarcis lilfordi (Lilford's wall lizard), 8328 nucleotides long. NCBI's taxonomy places the organism in Eukaryota, Metazoa, Chordata, Lepidosauria, Squamata, Lacertidae. The record is from the annotation of a GenBank genome assembly.
CACUUUGACAGGUGGGUGGAACUGUUCACCUGUCAAUCUCUCAUGAAGGCAGGUGAAGACUCCCCUCCCCCGCCACAUGGUUUGAUUUCAAAUUGUGCUGGCAAAGGAAGCAUCUCCCUUUCUACUUCCUUUGUCCAUGCCGUCUGAAAUCGAAAGGUGCUGUCCAAGGAAACAGCAAUUCUCAACGGGAACUUACAGCAAACUGCACUACAGAGCUUCCAGCUGGAAACUAACCUCAUUGGGCAUGUGGGGUGGAAGAUCUUCACUGCUGUGUUAGAACUGUAAGUGAAGGACUUCUAGAUAGCUGUACCCCACCAAUAUAUUGGAAACAUUUGUAAAAUGCUAUCAUUGUGUAUUGGUAUAGUGGGUUUUGUGCCUUAGCAGAAAAAGCUCCUUUGUAGAGAGAGGUUGACAAAGUUUAUUUUAUCAGAUUUAUUAAUGAAGAAUUAAUAGUUGCAAUGACCCCAGCGAGAUAUGCCAGUAUAUGGAACAGACCAUAGUUGACCCAUGUCCCCAGUACUCCUGGAAUUACCAGCCAUUCUCAGCUAACUCUGUGAACAGCAGUAGAAUAAUUAGAACAAAUAAAAUGGAGUCCGAAUUUGGGGGCAUUUUGUUUUGUUUUGUUUUGCUUUGCUUUCUUCUUCUUUCUCCCUCUCUUUGUUUGAUUAUUCCAGAUGCUUUAACGAGAUGCAAUCUUUUUCUCUUUUUUUGCUUUAUAAACGCAAUAAUGAUUUCUUGCACAAUUUAGUAAACUGAAUGGACUCCCAAUUCCUUGAAAUUCACUCCUGCAACUUAUUUACUCUUCUCCACCCUUCUAGAGAAGGAUAGAUGAGGUAAUUUUUCUGAACUCUCAGACUGACUUGGAAAAAUGGGCUGCAAUAUUGCUCCCACCACCACCACCAGAAGAACUUGGUUAAUUUCCAAGAGUCUGACGUGCUCCUUGUUACAAUUUUAGGCACAUGUUUAUGCAAAACUUGUGUACACACACAGAAUAAUGCAAUGUGGGAAGAAGCUCUAAGAUACCAACAGAACUAAUCUGGGUUUAAUCCAUGUACUUCAGUCUAACCAGGCUGUGGACUGGGCUGAAUGUCACUUUGAUACCUUUUUUAUGGAACUAAAUGUAAGAUGGAUAGAACUGACUGCACUUUUAACAGCUUGUGCUUGCAAAGGUUACUCUGAGUCAGCUGGCAGGAAUGGAUACCAAUUAGAAAGUCGGCUCCAUGAUAGACUAUUUGUUUUUAACAUCAGCUAGCAAAUAUGACCAUCACUCUUGGGGCACCUGUCAUGCCUGUCAGAAGGAAAGAUUAACAUCUGAAUGAUUUGAAGUGUUGUAAGACUCAUGCAGGAAUACACCCGCCUAUUAAAAUAUAGAAUAUACACUAAAACCCAGUUCCAAGAACAAGUUGAUUUGUACAUAUUGCUAAAUCUUUUAUUAUUAUUAUUGAAAUACUGUUGUGUGAUAUAUACUGUUUGGAUAUUUAAUAAUCAGACUGGCCAAGUUAUUUGAGUUCCAAAUUAAUUAUAGAAAAUAUCAAUUAUGAAAAUGAUGGACUCAAAAUUGAGGUUUUGUUACACGGAGAUGGAUGUGACUUGGUAUAUUGUUUGAAUUUCAUUAUAGGUUCAUGGUUUCUGUAUUUUUUUUCUCUUUUAAAUGCCUAUUGUGAAGUUACUUAUGAUCCUUAAAAUCUGUGAUCAGAAUUACAUGAGAAAAACCAUAGAAUUAUCCAGUGCUUUUUUUCUGGGGGGACGAAGGGGGACGCAUACCCCUAAACAUUUUGUGAAUCUAAGUUUGGCCUCAUUGAGGGGCAGUAUUUCAAUAUAAGUAGGAAAAUGAGAGUACCCCUAACAUUUUUUAAAAAGAAAAAAAGGACUGAAAUUAUCUAAUCUACUUGCUUUUAAUUGGUUUCCAAUAAUAUUAAGAGCCUAAUAAUAAUAUUCAGCUAUUUAUUAGCUAUUUCCAGUGAGCACAUGCUCUUCUAUCCAUAUGCUAGACCAAAGUCGCAUCCCAAAAGGUCCUGUGUCCCAAAGUGGGAGUCCAUUUCUUCCUUGAUAAAAUACUGUAUACACAAGGUCAGCUGGGCAUCUGAUUCUGGCAUCUAAUUAUUAUUAUUAAAUUUGUAUACCGCCCUAUACCCGCAGGUCUCUAGUUAGAAUUGAUAGUAUCUACUUGCAUGCAAUGAGUUGUGAUGCCAUAUGAUUGCAGUUGCUCUUUAUACUUCUAUCCUGCCUUCCCUCCAGUUUACCUAUGAUCCCCAGAUUGUCUCCCAUCCAGACACUGCUCAGGCCGGACCUCCUUGGUUUCAGCAGUAGAACUGAUCACAUCUCACACCUCUGUUCCUUCUCUUUUUGCUAGGGCAAAAAUGGGCACAUUCCUUCCUAAACAUUUACCUAACGAUGCAGCAAGUUCUAAAAAGAAAUGGUUAGCCUUCAUUAUUUUGGAAUGAGAUACAUAAUGGAUGAUUUGCCCAGCAUAUGUGCUGUACCUUAAUGAGAAUAGUAUCUUAAUUUAAUCUUCGGACCACAUCAUCAUUAUUUUAGUAGAAUCCUUCUCUGUUAACUAAUUGCUUUCUUUCCUUUUUGAAAUGUUGAACAGAGUAUUCUACAAGAAGGGGUCAGCAAGAUCCAGAUAAAAAUGAAAAUGAAGCAGUACAUGGUAUGGUUUGCUCUGAAAGCUGCUCUGAAAGUGCCUCCCUUUGGCACCCCCUCCUUGUGUUUCAUUUGGUAGUGUCCAGUUGCUUUCAGAAUUCUAAUCAGGCUGAUUAAUGUCCUGGCAGCUUUCACAGUGCGAUAGCUAUUUGCAUGGUAGAGGCUGGCAAGGAGUGGUACACCUUUUCGUAAUUUAAAAGAUAAAGACAAGUUCAGAUUAUAGCCUGUGCCAUCCGUCCCUUUCCCUAAGAUUAAAACCGACCAAUAAUGGAAUGCAUUUAUUUUGUAAACGAUCUUCAACCAUCCGCAGAUCUUGUAUUUCACUAAAGGCAAGAUACAUCUAGAAAAUGUAGCCUCUCACGGGAAUUGUGCCUUAUUUGUUUACAAUUAGUUUUAAAAGUAAAAGAAAGUGAUCCAGCAAGCGGACAAACAAGCAAACACUGGGUUCCAUUUAUAUGUGUAUUUUUAUUGCAUUCUCUUCCUUUUAAUUAGAAGAAUAACAACUACAACCAAGGGGUGCUUUCUGCAAUUCAAAUGUUAAUACCGACAAAAUAUGUGUCUAUUUGUGAUGUGGAUUAUUAUUUUUUACCAACAACAGCCUAUUUGGUAUUAGGUGACAAUAAUAUGCCUAAUUCUCUUUUAUGAAAUAUGAUUUUAAAAUAAAUAAACAUUUUAAUGCUUGUGAGCUGUUGCCCAGAGCAGUCUGAAUGAAACUGAAGGACUAACUUUGAUGCAUUGAUUUCAGUGGGUCUACUCUAAGUAGAACUUAGUGGCAUCCAGCACUGUAAAUUUAAGUGUGAGAUUGGAUUUACCUGAGUAUCGAUUAUGGUUCCAAAGCUCAGUGGAGUUCAGCUCAUUCUGGAAGGUGGUGGUGAGGGAGAAGCAUCUCUUUCCUCUAUUCAGGUGAAAUGGGCUGCCUUUCAUAAAUGAAAGGAGCCCUUCACACAACAGCCAGACUGGAUCCAACCCUGUUUAACUUUGUCAUCAUUACUAUUAGCAUUUUUAAUUACGGUAAUGUGUUCGAUAAAUUUGUCAAUGUACUUUAGAAUUAUUAUUUUUUUAGAAAAACAACAACAACCUUGGGAUACUAAGCUCUCGGUGGUCAAAAUCCACAAACUGAGAUUAACAAUGGUAUCAGAAAAGGAAAGGAGAUCAUCAUAUCAUUCCAAGGGAGGAAGGUAUUCCCCAGCACAUUAUAAAGGGAAAGAGGACACUGAACACAGGCCACAUCCCCACUCCUACUCCCUAGGCAAGUCAUGGACUUCCAUCUCUUUUUCCUUCUACAAACUGAAACUAAGGGAUUCCAUUCAAAUGACAAGGAGGCUGCCUUUGACACCCACCUAUAAUCCUUCACUUUGGAAGAAGCAAAUUGUUCCUUCUAGGGUCUUUAUUAAUAAGUGAUAUUUUAUAUUAAAAUGUUAUUUUAAAAAACAACAACACCUGGUAUAGAAACAUUUCAUAUACACAUUGGUAAGAUUAGGUAAAGGUAAAGGACCCCUGACAGUUAAGUCCAGUCGCGAACGACUCUGGGGUUGUGGCACUCAUCUCACUUUACUGGCCAAGGGAGCUGACAUUUGUCCGCAGACAGUUUUUCCAGGUCAUGUGGCCAGUAUGACUAAGCUGCUUCUGGUGAAACCAGAGCAGUGCACAGAAACACUGUUUACCUUCCUGCCAGAGUGGUACCUAUUUAUCUACUUGUACUUAGACGUCCUUUCAAACUGCUAGGUUGGCAGGAGCUGGGACCAAGCAACAGGAGCUCACCCCGCCAUGGGGAUUCGAACCGCCAACCUUCCGAUCGGCAAGCCCUAGGCUCAGUGGUUUAGACCACAGCGCCACCCGCAUCCGAUUUCUAAGAUUACCAUGUUGCAAAUGUUUGCAGCACACAGUAGCAUCAUGAAUUAAUUGGACUCUUGUAUAUGCAUACAUUAGACACAGCGCUCUUCAGUGGCCGGCCUUCGAGGAUCAAAGCCUGAAUGUGUGUGAUCCCUGCUGAAGAGGGUAACAUGGGAGUAGAUCUUGUCUUCACUCAUCUUGUCACUCGUGAAGGAUGCACACCUGCUCAGGUUUUGUAAGUUAAACAACCUUCGCUGUUUUGUCACUGUGUGCUUUCAAGAGUUACAAUAGCACUGCACAUUUAAAUGUUAGUACUGUUCAACAUGCUGACAGUUCAAUUUCUACUUGUCUUCACUCCUCUGUCUCCUUGUCUUUCCUCUGCUCAAUAUACUAGCUUAACACACUUCCAGGUUGCCAUUUCAGUUAUCACAUGUAAUUAUUUUCUUAGUCUUGUUGUAUUUAGUUGAAGUCUAAAGUUCAUGGAACAGCAGCCAAAUAUUUAAAGCCUCAGCAGGAGAACCUGAGUUGAAAACAGAACUGGAACUAGCAGUUUCUGUGCCCUGGGCAGACUACAGUUUUAACAUCUCAGAGUGGGGUUUUUUUAGGAUUAGGAAACUGUCUUGAUUGACCAAUGGUCUGCCUCUGUAUAAAGCACUUUCCUAUAUUCCUGCAUGGGUCUUAAAUGUUCUCAGAAGUUCUCCAAUUCCUAACAACCAAUAAGCACCUUGAAUUCUACUCAGAAAUAGAGAGGAAUGUCCAGCAGAGCUUUUCAGCAAGUUACCAUUUGAAAGCCAAACUGGUGUCUUUCAAACCAUCUGAAGUUUGCAGGAGGUCCUCGAGGACAGUCAAGCCUGCUACUUCUGACCAACACCAGCCUGAGCUGGCAAAGAGUGCUUUGUGUCCAGAGUAAGGUACUCCAAAACAGCACUCAAAAUUGUGAGCCCCAUUCUUGAGAAAGUGUGUGAUCCCAUCCAGAACUUUAAACAUCCUACCACCUCAGUCAGAUGGACCAUUCAGCCAGAUACAUUUCCAGGAUUAGGGAUUAAGCAUCAGUAUAGUAUCCCUCAUUUGGUAUGCUGAUGAUUCUGUUUAGGUUGGAUAGUACUGUUUCAGGGGGCUAGAGGCUAUAUGGCAGUAACAGAAGGGGCUGAAGCCAGUUGUGGGUGGGAUCAGAGACCAAAAUGGGAAGGGCCACUCACCCACCUUCUCUCUCUCUCUCUCUCUCUCUCUCUCUCUCUCUGUCUCUUUUCCUCCUCCUAUCUUUCUAAAAACUGGGGGCCUGCUGCUCUUGGGGGGAUUACUAUAUCAAGCUGAAACUACAGUAGUACCUUGAUUUUUCAAAGAAACAGCUUUUAAUCAUAGCUACUUAAAAUGAUUGAAAUUGCACUGAAAAUGUGGCAAGAAAAAUAAAGAGCAUAAUUUUGUCAAAAGAUGAAUCCCACUGAGGCUCUUCAUACUCCAAAUGGCUUAAGCAGCAAACAGCAGAGCUGUGUUUUCAGUUAAUGAAAUGGGUAAAUCACAGUGGCAAAGGCAAAAAGAAAACCAGGAAGGAAUGGUCCAACCAUUUUCCUGUUAAAAGCAGAGCAGAAUUGUAGAGUCUUAGAACACUGCAAUUACUGCAGUGAGAUUUGGUCUGUGUGCAUUAGCACAUUUUUUAAAAAUUUAUUUUUUUGGCCAAUAUAUAAGUGAAAAAUGAGGUAGGAAAUUAUUUAUUUAUUUACCUGUUUUCCUAAUUUUCACAAAACAAGAAUUGGGAAAGAUGCAUUCUGUAUUAACCAAUCAUGGCCCAAUCUUGCGAGGUGGAGCGUGUUAAUUUCAUUAAUCAUUUGUAAACUAUAGCAAGAAUCUAAGAUUUAGGACAGUGGUAGCCUACAUGGUGCCCUUAAUAUGUUGUUCAACUCUGGCUCCCAUCUAAGUCACAGUGGUAGUGUCACUUGCAACCAUCAGACAGCAGUUUGAAAAUGGAUGCACUAAGAAGGAAGAGGGGCUCCUAAAUGCUCCUAAAUACAUUUAGAGUGUCCUCACCAGACUCUGAAAAAGAGACUGUGGAAGCAUGACAUGUGGAAAGGAAAUGUGCAAAGUGUGAAGAGGAAAGGGAGAGAAUAGCAUGUACAAUAGGGAAAUGAAGGAGUAGAUGCCAGAGGUGACCUUUAACCAUAUGGACUAGAAGCUUGAGAGUAAUUGAAAAGUGAUAGGGACCUGGUGCAGAGAUGGGAGGAAAGGGGGAAAUGGCUUAGCCACUCAGGAGCAUUAAGAUGAGUCAACUUGAUGCGGUAACAAAAUGAAGGCUAAUCAAGUAACAUCUGGAAUCCACAGGCAGGCAUACAAAGUAACGUCUCAUAAAAAGCAGAGCGAAAGUCCUCUGAUAUUCUUGGUAUACAAUACAUGCUGACUUCUGCAAACAGGCUGUCAGAACCAGAUGGAGUGGAAGGUCUGUUAAUAUUAUGGAACAGUGAUGGAUGCCCACAAGGGCCUUUGCUUACAGUAUGUUGCAUUCAGUACCUGUGGUGCUGAUUUUAUAAUGCAUAACAAACUUUCUCAACAUAUUGCUCAUAAGCAGUCCUGUCCGGGUUAAGCUGUAAGCAGCUAUCAAGGAAGAGCCAAGCAUUGUGUCAGGGGGAGUCAGAGCUGGGGAGAGGCUCAAGACCUACAGUAAGUGAAAUAUACUCGGAGUCGAAAGUGGAUUUCAUGCUCUUUAUUCAGCUCAUAGUGGUGAGGAGGAAUGGAAGUUCCCCCAGGAUGUCUGCUUUAUAUACAUUAUUUAUACAAAGGGCCCCACGUGAUUGGCUAAUUCCGGGAUUCACCUGUAGGCCAAUCAGGUUGCAGAUUCACUUCCACCUGGAGCUGGAUUGGGUGGCUCCUGUGGACCAAUCAGACUGCUGUCUUCUGGAUCCUAUUGUUCAAGGACCAAUCAGACUGCUGCAUUCUGAAUCCUAUUGUUCUAGGGCCAGUCAGACUGCUGCAUUUUGGAUCCUAUUCAACUUAGUACAUAACAGUAAGAGUGUUGUGAAACCCUCAUCUUUAUAUAUCUUUGUCCUGUGUGAAAUUCUGUUGACAUUUUAAAAAACAAAUUCUUUAAAUGCCAACGGUCCAUAGGCAAGGUCUUUCUGUACCCCUCCUAGGAGUAUCUAGAAGCUUCUAAAUGGGAACCAAAGUUAUUCCAGGGAGAAGAAAGAGUGGAGACUGCAAGGAGAGUAGAAUGGAAAAAGCCACUGAGUUUUCCUGAAGGAGGCAUGGAAGGGCCUAGCUAUGUGCUGGCUGUGAAGUUGUAUGACUGCAGGCUCCAUGUUGGCAUAUAGACUUGAGGCUAUUCAUGGGAACUGGCAGGCCACAAUAGCUUACACUGGAAAGCUCUCCACACAGAUUUCCACAAAAGUGGAAGAACUACCUCAUGGACAUGGGCACCAAUGCAAGUUUUUACCUUUGCUGUUUGGUUUCCAAGACUACUUUGCAUACCGUAUGUAGUACCUGUAAUUUCAUUUCGCAUUAAUGGCAGAGCUGGACCAUGCUGCACUUCAGCAAAUGUCUGUGUUUGGGCACCUCCAGACAAUGACAGAUAUCCUCCCAUCAAUCUGCGAGUGAACCUUCCGCUGAGUCACAAGGGCUGCUGUGAUGUCAUCUCUAAGAAUAGAUCCUAUCCAGGAAAACUAAAGAGCAACUUGGCGAUUAAUGUUCCUGGCACUGUCAAGAUUGAUCACACUUCAAGAGACGGGUGCUUCUAAGAAAGAAACAGCGGUGACUUUCAUGGACAGUCAUUGUGGAGUGAAAAAUUCCUCCUCAAGUUUCUAGAAGUUUGGCGCUGCUCUUAACACUUGGUUCAGCACUUUGAAGCAUGCAAAUCACGCCCAC